GCACAGUAGGAGGAAACUGAUUCCAGAUUAGGGUUGACUGUAAAAAGGAUCAUCUUGGGGCAAAAAGGGAUGAUAAGAACCACACCGGGGAUAUUGUCUGUUUAAGCAGCUCUAGCUUGAGAAUUGAUUGAAAACUGCCAUCUAUGCACGACUACUACUAUGUUCUGAUCAGGUCUUUGUUUUUACGCUGCAGGAUGACUUCACCAGUGCAUCACGAGCUCGGAGAAAGGCGCAUGCGCUAUGGACCAAAAGGGACAAGGGCUUACGCUCGCAAGCCCUACCGUGACGCUUGGGGCGAUGUGGUACCUGCACUCUUCCCAGACGAAGAGGAAAUGGAGUUCGCGGAGCCGCCGAACGCCCCCAUCCAGGAGACGACCGUGAGGCGUCGGAUUUUGAUGCCCCAUUCCCAGCGGGCAGCCGAGUACAGGCGAUUGUACCAGGGUCAUGGUACUUUCCAGUUUGCACCUGAAGUUGACACGACGCCGCCCACAAGGGGUCGAGGGCGCCCAAGGAAGACAUGGCCGACCAGGGAAGGUCCGGGAUCGAUCCGGAUGGAGGACAGUGUACCAACGAGGAAACGGGGACGCCCAAAGAAGAUUCCGAGCAUUGAUGCAGAGAGUCUGAGGAGAAUAACUGGAAUAUGUCGGUGUGGAACAUUGACGCAGGCCAGGCAAGGACCGCGCUCAGUCCGGGAGUACACAGAGGAAUUCCUGGAGUCAGCCAAAAGAUGCAAGCCCAAGAUAGCGGAGGAUUGGUGCCGGUGGUACAAGGCAGGACUCCGCGAGGAGAUUCAGGGUAAGCUGAUUGGUGUGUUGGAACCAUGGGAAUUCGCCUUGGUGAACCGGAUGGCCGGUCAGGCAAUGGAGGCUGAACGGACACUUACUCGUCGGGUCGUCGCUAUCUCGAGCUUUGAGGAGGACUUAGAGGUGGAAGAGGAUCCAUCAGAGGACUCAGACUGGGAAGAGGAGCCGGCGUCGCCGACGGGGAGUGGCCGUGUGGCUGGUCCUAAGCCGGACGGGGAGCAGAAGUCUCCAGUUCGAAGUGGCUAGCUGUGAUUCCAGAGUCAGCUAGUAGGAGUAGGACCUGGUUUUUCUUCUUUGAUUUUUAGCUUGUCAUUCUUGUUAUGAGGUUAAUCGCGGAUUUUGGCGAUACCUUGAGACCUAGUUAUUCGUUGUAGUCCUACUCCAUUUCAUUUAUUAAAUUCAUUGUUGGUUUUAAAUGAUCUUGAGCAAGUAGGACGUCUCUUUCGUGCUUCCCUUGAUUGUGUUUGGAAACUCGCCCUUGUUUUGGGAUGUUAAGUUCGAACUGAAGGUUUGGAAUUCGGGACGAAUUCCGAAUAAGAGGGGGAGAAUUGUAACACCCCAAAACCAGCCCAAUUAAAAAAUUUUAAAAGCUAAUGGGUUCUCUACAGCCCAACUAGAAAACCCUAAGGUUUUCCCUUUUCCUCACCUUAUAAAAGCAAGCCUCCACCCCUUAGACUCCCAUCAGAAAUUUAGAAGCGAAGCCCUGCGGAGAAUCACCGGAGAUCAGAAGCCCUAGCCGUCGACUCUUUCUCUCUUCCCCGCGCCGUCUCUCUCUUCCUUCUCUCUCCCUGCGCCGCCUCUCCUCUCUUUCUCUCUCUUCGCCGCGACUCUUCUCUCUCUCUCCUCGCCGCGCCUCUUUCUCUCUCUCAGACGACUCUCUCUCUCCUCGCCGUGAGCAGCCGCGAGUGGUGGGGGUAACCGUGUGGCGUCGUCGAUCUCAGAUCUCACCUCUCUUGCAUCUCAGAUCCAUCCAGAUCUAGGCUAAGAACCAUAAGUGGAAAUGCCGACGGUAAGGAAGGAAAUGCACCUGAAACUCAUGGGACCAGAAACGGGACACACGGAGAUGUCGGAAAAGUAGACAUGUGUGUCCUAAACCCCGUGCCCUGGAACCCCGGUUGGAAAUGGGGAGGGACGGGUGUUUCAAGCUGCACAGAAGCUUGGCUCCAUUCUGUAUAUUUCAACACCAUGCUGUUUGUUUGAAAUUAUACACUAGUUUUGGCUAUAUUAGUACGGUACUCUCAGACGUGUUCGAUCCGUGGUUUAGAUGAAUCAAAUCUACUAUUUUAAGAUAUCUCGAUAAUGUCAAACUUGUCUGUUUUAAAAAUGAUCUAUUUUAGAUUUUCAGAAUUCAAUAUGAUUUUUUUUUUAAAAUCUUAUUGAACAUGUCAAUAUACCCAAAGAUAUUGAAUGCGGCGAAAAGCAGGUGAUUUGUAUGAACAGCUAUUUUCGUCAAAUUAAAAAUCAGUUGUGAUUUAAAUGUUUGUUUAUUCUUUCCUCAUUUCAGAAAUCUUUUUGACUAUUUCAGAUAAUCAAAAUAUUAGAGCAAAUGAUAGAAGAAGAA
Messenger RNA from Brassica rapa (field mustard), 2364 nucleotides. RefSeq lists its product as uncharacterized. NCBI's taxonomy places the organism in Eukaryota, Viridiplantae, Streptophyta, Magnoliopsida, Brassicales, Brassicaceae. Gene Ontology annotation, molecular function: DNA binding. The record is from RefSeq and is a predicted model, not a curated record.